This is a messenger RNA of Achroia grisella, 850 nucleotides long. It is a transcript of the gene Prosbeta6, whose product is annotated as proteasome subunit beta type-1. The transcript has a single exon. NCBI's taxonomy places the organism in Eukaryota, Metazoa, Arthropoda, Insecta, Lepidoptera, Pyralidae. The record is from RefSeq and is a predicted model, not a curated record. Bases 110 to 808 code for a protein of 232 amino acids. Gene Ontology annotation, cellular component: proteasome core complex.
CGAACAUCCCUAUACCAUAAUAAGCAAAUGUGCAUGUCAUGUCAUUUUCUCUGAAUCGUACAUAAUUUGUUUUAUUUGUGAGAAUCAAGCGAUAUUGAAUAGAAUAAAAAUGUUGAGUGUAACUGAAAAUUUUCCCGAGUAUGCCGUACCAGGCGCUAAACAGGUUCGUUUUGAGCCGUACGCAGACAAUGGGGGAAGCAUAGUCGCGAUCGCCGGCGACGACUACGCUGUCAUCGGUGCUGAUACCCGUUUGAGCACAGGCUUCUCCAUCUAUACCAGGGAGCAGAAGAAGCUGUUCAAGUUAUCAGAGAGCACGGUACUCGGCGCGACAGGAUGCUGGUGUGACACUCUAACCCUGACCCGUUUGCUCCAAGCCCGCAUGCAGAUGUAUGAACAUGAACACAACAAGUCGAUGUCUACGCCGGCCGUCGCGCAGAUGCUGUCGACCAUGUUGUACUAUAAACGUUUCUUCCCGUACUACGUGUCUAACGUACUAGCAGGUUUGGAUUCAGAAGGCAAGGGAUGCGUUUACAGUUACGAUCCAAUUGGACACUGUGAGCGUUCUAACUACCGCGCUGGGGGCUCCGCGGGCGCACAGUUGCAGCCAUUGCUAGAUAAUCAGAUAGGUCUAAAGAAUAUGCAGAAUGUGACAGCAGCCCCAAUCCCCAGAGAGAAGGCACUAGCUCUGCUGAAGGAUGUGUUCAUCAGCGCUGCAGAACGUGAUAUUUACACUGGUGACAGUAUCUACAUACUAAUCAUUACAGCUAAUGGUAUUCAAGAAGAGAAAUUUGAACUCCGUAAAGAUUAGUGUAAUUAAAUAUAAAUAAUAAAAUGUCUAUUACUUCUAUAA